This is a messenger RNA of Bombina bombina (fire-bellied toad), 2866 nucleotides long. RefSeq names its product phospholipase C delta 3 (gene PLCD3). The transcript is spliced from 15 exons. The record is from RefSeq and is a predicted model, not a curated record. The coding region runs from base 286 to 2514 and encodes 742 amino acids. Gene Ontology annotation, biological process: lipid metabolic process; intracellular signal transduction. Lineage: Eukaryota; Metazoa; Chordata; Amphibia; Anura; Bombinatoridae. Gene Ontology annotation, molecular function: phosphatidylinositol-4,5-bisphosphate phospholipase C activity; calcium ion binding.
AAAUCAGUGCUAAGGAGGAGCAAGGGAGGGAGUGAAUUUGUGGAAGGCUGGACUGGGGCCGAUCGUACACAAAGACUCCAGAUCAAGCAAAGCUGAGGAAUACUAGUGAGAACGAUAAGGACAAGGCAGUGUGUGUGACAGGAGUGAGAGAAAUACGGAGAUUAAUAGAACAUGCUAAAGGGAUCAAAGUUAAAAAUACAGGAGUAGUUAGAGGUUUUAUAGAGAGAGAGGGACAAAGUAACUGAAAGAUUGCAGGGAAGGCAGGGAGAACACAGGAGAUAUGACAUGCCCAGCUACUGGAGGACGAUGUGUGGGGGCAGAAAAAAGAAGUAUCAAGCACAACCUGAAGUGGUGGAGCAAGAGGUGCAGAGGACAAGGAAUGAUGGGCUCCGAGCCUUCAAGAAAAUGGCCCUUUCGGAUGAUGAUGAUGUGAACACCUUGCUUCGUGGCUCCAUGUUAUGGAAGAUUAAGCAUGGAUGGCGCCAGCAGAGAUUAUACCGUCUGGAGUCUGAUGGCAUGACUAUCUGGUACCAAAGCCGAUCAAAACGGGCCCGCUCCAAACAGAUCAUUUCCAUCUUGCACAUAGAGUCAGUGCGGGAGGGACACCAGUCUGAGGGACUUCGAAAACAUGGUCGUCGAUUUCCUGAAAGAUGUUGCUUCAGCAUCUCCUUCACUGGGAGGAGGAAGAACUUGGACCUUGCCGCAGCAAAUGAACAGGAAGCAUCUAGCUGGGUGAAGGGACUGCAGAAGCUCAUGCAACACGUGGUGGCAAUGACCCAGAAAGAGAAACUAGUACACUGGAUCCGGGAUUAUCUGCACCAAGCGGACCGAGAUGGGGAUGAUAAAAUGUCUUUCCAAGAGGUGAAGGAUUUGUUGAAGAUGAUAAAUAUUGACAUGAAUGACAUGUAUGCCUACAACCUCUUUAAGAAAUGUGACAAAUCUAACACAGACACACUGGAGGAUUGUGAGAUUGAGGAAUUCUGCACUCAGCUUAUGCACCGACCAGAGCUUGAGGAGAUCUUUCACAUAUACUCAGGAGAGGACAGAGUGUUGUCUGCUGAGGAACUACAGGAAUUCCUGCAGCACCAGGGAGAAGAGGCCACUCUGGAGAGAGCACGGAAAAUCAUCCAGAAGUAUGAACUGAAUGAGACAGCCAGGCAGCAUGACCUGAUGAUGCAAGAGGGUUUCAUGAUGUACCUGCUGUCAGCAGAGGGAGAUAUUUUUAAUCAGGACCACAGAAAGGUGUAUCAGGACAUGACACAGCCCCUUUGCCAGUACUUCAUCUCCAGCUCCCAUAAUACUUACCUAACCAAUCACCAGCUAGUGGGGAACAGCAGCACAGAGUCCUACAUCAGGGCAUUCAUGGAUGGCUGCCGUUGUGUAGAACUGGAUUGCUGGGAGGGGCCAGGUGGAGAGCCAGUUAUUUACCAUGGACACACUUUGACCUCCAAAAUACUGUUUAAAGAUGUUAUCACCACUAUACGAGACUAUGCAUUCAAGAAUUCCCCAUAUCCUGUCAUCCUGUCCUUGGAGAAUCACUGUGGACUGGAGCAGCAGGUCACAAUGGCACAUCACUUACGUGACAUUCUAGGGGACUUGCUUGUGUCUGAGCCCCUGGACAACAUGGAGCCAACUGUCCUGCCGUCUCCUGAGGCUUUAAAGGGGAAAAUUCUGCUGAAAGGGAAGAAGGUGAACGAAGAAGAGGAAGAGGAAGGGAGAACUAGACUGGACACUGCACGGGAGCUCUCAGACCUAGUGGUAUAUUGCCAGACAGUGGAAUAUCGAGAACAACCGGGCAAAGUUUAUGAGAUGAGCUCAUUCAGUGAGGACAAAGUGCGUAGGGUCAUCAAAGAAACCGGAAAUACAUUGGUGCGCUAUAACAUCCGUCAGCUGAGUCGUAUAUACCCUGAUGGACUACGAGCUAAUUCAUCCAACUAUAGCCCCCAGGAGAUGUGGAAUGCAGGCUGCCAGCUUGUGGCUCUGAAUUUCCAGACCCCAGGAUACAAGAUGGAUCUUAAUCGAGGUCGCUUCCAGGAUAAUGGGCUCUGCGGAUAUGUCUUGAAGCCUGAAUUUCUGCGCAGAGAGGACAGUGAUUUUAACCCAGAGUUUCUCAGCAGUGAUAUGAAGAUUUUGAUUGUCAGGAUCAUUUCAGCCCAGCAACUUCCUAAACUAAAUAAAGAGAAGCCAAACUCCAUAGUUGAUCCAUUUGUACGUGUUGAAAUCCACGGAGUGGGGAAAAGGAGAGAGCAAGAGACAAAAUACAUAUUAAAUAAUGGAUUUAAUCCCUUCUGGGAUGAGGAGCUGAGGUUGGAAGUGUUUGUCCCACAGUUGGCGCUCGUUAGGUUUGUGGUGGAAGAUUAUGAUAAAGCAUCGAGUAAUGACUUUAUUGGACAAUAUACGCUACCCUUCCCUAGUCUCAAAGAAGGAUACCGUCAUGUUCACUUGCAGUCCAAGGAUGGAUCAUCCCUUUCCCCAGCCACACUGUUUGUGCAUCUGCACAUUAAGGACCCAUGAGAGAAGACUGUAAAUUACACACUCUCUCUAAUGCUGACCAACAGAACACAGAAUGACUUAUCAAACCUCCCUCAGGAGGUGUUCCAUUGAAACAGUAUAAACUAAUGAAUGGCAAAGUAUUGCCUGAUCAGUGUUACAGUUGGAGAACUACAUACACCCAGUGCCUUAUCUGUCUUCUGAUUUUGUAGGUGCUAAUGCUAAGUCUCAGAUCUAGCAUUUAUUCUUGUGAGGUGUAGUUAAGUUUCUUUGAAGUUUGAGGCAUAAUAUAAAAUUACAUUUAGCUCAAUAUAAAUGUACUAAAGAAUCUAGAUAGGGAAAUGGUUCAAUGAUAAAAACAACCUAAGAGGAACAA